This is a messenger RNA of Aspergillus affinis, 2832 nucleotides long. Its product is annotated as putative kinesin family protein (KipA). The transcript is spliced from 2 exons. The record is from RefSeq and is a predicted model, not a curated record. Lineage: Eukaryota; Fungi; Ascomycota; Eurotiomycetes; Eurotiales; Aspergillaceae. Gene Ontology annotation, biological process: microtubule-based movement. Gene Ontology annotation, molecular function: ATP binding; microtubule binding; microtubule motor activity. Bases 1 to 2832 code for a protein of 943 amino acids.
AUGUCCACAAUACCUCAACCACCGAACACAACCGGAACCCCUGCAACUGGAUCCUCUUCAAUUUCCGCCCCGAAGUCACGAAGAAGCUUCCCGAUUACAUCCGAUGCAUCAAGGACGCAGUUUCAAGUAUCUGCCAAAGCACGCACGCCCUCUAGCCCGAAACUGUCAUUGGGCAACAAGCCUCCUCUGAGCCACUCAGCUUCGAAUGCUAGCGCGCCCAGGUCGGUUUCUGGAAUGCGCGCACCCAGCAGUCCUGAAAAGUCACUACGUCGAACUAUCAGCAUUGCAGCUUUUCCACAACCACCAAGGGCCGCGAGCCGUCCAUCAACCGCAUCGUCAAUAUCAGGGAAUCAAAGUCUACAUUCGUCCGGGAGUGUAAAAAUGAAGAGGGGGUCCCGGUUAAGCGUCGGGACAACAAGCAGCUACCGAAGCUCGAAAACUCCUUCGCUAUUGAACGGAGGUGCAGAUGGGAAAGCCAUUCUGAGUGCAGAAAUUCGAGACCCGGAGGCCUCUCCCUCGCAAAGCAGAAGUUCCUCCGCCCAAGGGUCAUAUUCUACAAGUGCAACCACUUUCGAAGAUGGUGAUGACGCGACCGGCAUAUCCAGGUCGGAUUCAAAGCCAAAAGAGGCCAAGGGUAACGUCAUCGUGAGCGUUCGUGUACGUCCAGAUGUCAACGGAAAUGAUCCCUCAAAGACUAGCGGGGAUUGGACACUGGAUGCACGACGAAGUCUCAUAUCUUUUCAGGGGAAAGAAGGGGGGGACUAUUUUUAUGAUAACGUCUUUACCAGCCAUGAACACAAUGCCAAGGUCUAUGACGCUGCGGCAAAACGCCUUGUACGCAGGGUAAUGGAAGGCUAUCAUGGUACUGUCUUUGCCUACGGCAUGACUGGCACGGGAAAGACCUUCUCAAUGCAAGGAAUUGCCACCUCGCCAGGAGUGAUACCACUAGCCAUAACAGACAUAUUUUCGUUUAUCAGGGAAACGCCACAUCGAGAAUUUUUGCUUCGCGUCAGUUAUCUGGAAAUUUACAACGAGAAGAUCCACGACUUACUUUCCGCGUCCGGUCCAAACGGUGCUGCUGGCCCUCAGCAGGAGGAAAUCAAAUUGCGAGAGGAUAGCAAACGGGGUGUAUACGCUACUCCUCUGAAAGAGGAAAUUGUUCAGAGUCCCACCCAGCUCCUUCGCGUGAUUGCAAGAGGUGACCAUGCGAGACGUACCGGCAGCACUCAAUUUAACGCUCGCAGCUCACGAAGCCAUGCGGUCGUUCAAAUAGUUGUGGAAAGCAGAGAACGGGCUCCCGCUAAUACCUCUCAAGACCGGCGAUCUGGUAUGGCCCCAGGCGGUGUUCGAGUAUCAACACUAAGUUUGAUCGACUUGGCUGGAUCUGAACGCGCUGCCGAGGACAAAGAACGGCGCACGGAAGGUGCCCACAUCAAUAAAAGUCUACUCACUCUAGGCACCAUUAUAUCGCGCCUUUCCGAUGAUAAGGAUAAACCCGCCAGUACCGCUGAUCGUGAGGGUCGGCAUCUGCCGUAUCGAGAUAGCAAACUCACGAGGUUGCUUCAGCCUGCAUUAUCAGGCAAUUCUCUCGUGAGCAUACUCUGUACGAUUCAACUCGGGGGUGCAGCCAAUAUGCAGGUGGCUGAAACCCUCAAUACUCUCAAGUUCGCCGCACGAGCAAAGAACAGCAUUGUCAGUCACGCUAGGAAAGCGGAGGAGGCUUUUGGUAGUGGUGGUGGCGAUGCAGGCAGUCGGGUUCUCCUGGAGCGUUAUCGUGUGGAGAUCCAAGCCCUUCGUGGCCAACUGGAAAGUCAGACUAAAGCCCAGGCCGAGAAAGAGCUGAAGCUGGAGGAGCAGCAGCUGGAAAAGGAAGCACAAACACGCCACGAAGAACAAAUGCUCGAGAUGCAAUUGGCUCGGACAGCCCUGAAAGAACGAAUAGAGCAUCUCAAUCGGCUCAUUCUCUGUUCAAAAUCAACCGGCGUGAACAUUUCGGGGUCUCUAUCUGCCCUUGGUCGUCUCUCUAGAAUGUCCAUUACAGAAUCCGGCUCCCGAUCCUUACGUUCCUCAGCUAGCCAGUCCACACUGGCGGCAUUCGGGCAUUCUUCUACUCGACCCAUCUCGUUUCUUUCUGUGAACAGUAACGAGGGUUCGCCGAACCUUCCCUUGUCCGGCGGAGCUGCUGGUAAUGACGAUGAGGAUGAUAGCCUUGGUGAAUAUGCAGACGGCAGGGCGAGUUCUCAACGGCAAAUUGCCGCUCUCCAGGCCGACCUAGGCGACAAAAACCGAUAUAUCUCCACUUUAGAGAGGCGUCUUCUACAGGCUCGACGCUCAAGUCAUUCUCGUAUGUCGGUUGGUACCAAACCCGGAAGCUCUUCAUUCGAGAGCCCAGAUACGAUUACCUUGCUCCGUGAGAAGGACAUGGAAAUCAACGAGCUCCGUCAACAGUUGGACGAUAAGGACAGGAUGUUAGCUGCGCUCCGGUCCGCUGCACGCCAUCGCGAUCUUGCCCACCUUACGGCCGAUGGGUACCCCUUGGAUGACAAGGAUAAAAUCGACCACAUUGACAUUCCCAGCAGUCCUAGCCUCAUGCCGCCACUGAAGGGUGAUGAUACUGGCUGUCGGCGAAAGGGCAUGGAUGAAGUCUCCCGAAUUCUCGACGAAAUGAUUCAAGAUCGAAUCGAGAAUGGCCACCUCGUCAAGGGGUCUCAUGGGAGUGUGCAAGUAGCUACCGACAGUCGCCGUGCGUCUGGCUCUGUAGCCGGUGUACCGGGCCUGAACUCGGGGCCUACUAUUCCAGAAAACGGCCUCGGAUAUUCAACUUCGGGCUGA